GGCAAUACAUUUUGAUAUCAGAGAUAAUCGGGAGAAUUUAAAACCCAAAUUCAAAGGAACAAUUGAUCGGCUGCUGUGCCUGAGCCCUUCCAAAUUUGGUUCAACCGCCGAGAGACAAACCCCCCAACCCCACCCGGAAUGUACGGAGCCGCAGGGAAGCUCGGCCGCGGCGGCGGAGGCGCCGGGAGGAGGAACAUUCACGCGCCGCCAAUCAACCGCCCUGCUUCCAUGGUUCGCCCCUCCAGGGGCGGCGCCGGAGGACGUGGCCGUGGAGGUCUGUCGUCCGCCGCAACUUCGAACCGCUCCGCGCCCUCCGAGCUGCAGGUGGAGGAGAGUUUUGCCCUUGUCAGGGAGAAUCCUUUGAAUUUCGGGAUGGCGAUAAAGCUGGCACCAAACCUCGUCGAGGAAAUCAAGCGCGUUGAGGCGGAGGGCGGCACGGCGCGCAUAAAGUUUGACGUCGGUGCGAAAAAUCCCAACGGCAAUGUUAUUCAAGUUGGUGAUAAAACCUUCAGAUUCACUUGGUCGAGAGAGCCAGGGGACUUUUGUGACAUAUAUGAAGAACGUGAAAGAGGUAAAGAUGGGAACGGUUUGCUUGUAGAAUCAGGAGCUACUUGGCGCAAACUGAAUGUAGAGCGCGAAUUAGAUGAAUCAACAAAAAACCAUCUAAAAAUGAGGUCAGAAGAAGCAGAACGUAAAAGUAAAUCACGAAGAGCCAUUGUUUUAGAUCAUCAAACUCCAGCUGUGAAGAAUCAAUUACAGGAUUUUGCUGCUGCCGAGUCCAAUCCGUGGAAAAAUUUCAAGAACAGGAAAGAGAAUCCUUUGAAAAAGCCAAAGUCUCAAAUAUCUUCAGGGGGACCUUCUAGGCCGGUCUGUAAAUCUGGUUUGCCUCCUAGUGGCCUUUCAAAGGUUAAACUCUCAUCUGGUUCACCUUCAUCUUCCCAACUGGAGCAACACAGUGACUCAGUACCCCCUCGUGUGAGUGGCAAUUCUGUUAAAGGACAGGCAAGCCUACCAGAGGCUGCACUUCAGAAUAAGAUAAAAAUUGCCAGCUCUGACAAGGAUUUGGGCGCCAGCCUCUCAAAUAGUAGUACUUUUAGUGAAACAGUCAAGCAUGGCCAAAACACAGAGGCUAAAACUACUGAUUUAAGAAGUCUGAUAAUUACACUACUUCUGAAGCACCAACAUAAAGGACUGAGCCUAAAGGCUUUGGAGAAAGCCAUUGGAGAUUCUACGCCGAACUCAGCCCGGCAAAUAGAACCAAUUUUGAAACAAAUUGCAGUUUUUCGAUCACCUGAAAAAUAUUUCUUGAAACCUGGGGUGGAAAUGGAAAGCUUCAAGAGGCUUCCACCUCAAAUUGGAAGUUCUCCAGAAAUUAGACUUGAAUCUCCUGCACUGCAGAAAUCGGAUCAACUUCCUGCACAAACUCCAAGCUUUUCCAUGAGAACAGCUGCCACAGAUGAAGAACCCGCUGACUUAAACUCUACACCAGUACAUACAGUGGCUUCCGAGGAGAAUAUUGAUAUACUAUCUAAUUCACCAGAACCAUUCAGUGACCAAAAGGUUUCAAACAAUAUUGAGGGGUUGGUAGGCAGCUCUAGUGAUAGCGGGAGUGUCAGUGACACCGACAGUGAUAGUAGUAGUGAUACCGGGAGUCGUAGAAGUAGAAGUCAAAGUCCAGUGGGAAGUCGAAGCGGGAGUAGUAGUGAUAGUGAUAGUGAUAGCGGAAGUGAUUCAACUUCCAGUAGCAAGCAGGCAUCUGAAGAUGAUGUUGAUAUUAUGAUGAGUGAUGAUGACAAAGAAAGUGAGCGUAAAUUGCAAGAAUUUGAUCCUGUCUCAUCGAAAUCUCCUCUAAUAUGGAAUUAUCUGGAUAACGAAUAUCCUGAUGUAGGCAACUCUGAAAGGCAUGAUGAUCAUGUUUCUGGUGAGGUUGACAUUGAGAAUGAAUCCCCUCACGAUUUUAUUGAUGCUGAGAGGCUGCGCGGAGCUAUUCAUUCAGUAUCUAAUGAAGAACGAGACCAUGUAAGAAAAGCUGAUAAUGGAUUGGGCUGUGUUGCUGAAGAUGGAUUUAAGCCUGAUCAGUCUGGUAAUGUGGAAAGAUCAUCAAAGAGUGGCAAAUCUAAACGACCUACUGAUAGUAAUGAUUUUAAUGGGAGGGUUCCCAACAGAAAGAAACUGAAGAGCCAAGACUUGAGCCAACCGGUAUCUGGGACCGUGAGUUUGCUUUUUGGAGAGAGUCCUGGCAAUGCAUCCCCUGAUAGACCUCUAGAUGUCCCUGACAUAGAAAAUACUGAGGCUCCUUCAACCGAAAGAAAGCCUGAUAAACCUGAAAGUUUGGAGCAUGGGGUAAGACAUUCUGAAAGAAGCCUUCAAUCCCAUGAGGGUCUUUGGACACAGAAAGGAGAAACACAAAGUAAAGAUGAUGCGAAGGAAUCCAAUUACAGAAAAUCAGAAAUGCCGGGGAUGGUUAAGAAGGGCACAUCUCAUUCAAUCUCACAUACAGGUUAUUCUCCCAAUAGGAUGAGCAACACGAGUGGUGCACUUCAAAGAGGUCAGUCUGACUUGGAAUUGGGUGAACUUAAAGAAUCUUUCAAUGGGGAAAACAAGAGGGAUUCGGAAAUUUGGAAUUCAAAUUCUGCUAGAGGUAAAACAUCAAACAGUAUCACUAAAGAUUCAUUGUCCCCAGCAGAUCCAGAGGUGGCAGCAUAUAUUCCAAAUGGAGCAUCUAAAAGGAAGGCCACAGAACAUAAUGCUGACGAUCUUACAAGACCUUGUUUGAAGCGUCCUCGACCUUUGCACCGGCAGAAUCAGCCUCCUGGAAAUCAUGUUGAGGUUGGUUCUCAGCUCAAUAAAGGACCCAAAAUUAGUAAUAAAACUAGAUUUGCUGAGGCUGGAAGAGCCCCGGGCCAAAACUCAGAUUCUUGUAGAGAUACUUCCAAGACAGUGCCUAUGACACAGCAAGAGCCUGUUUCCAUACAAGGAGUUGGGCUCCAUACUACAAAAGAAAACACGACCAACAUGGCUCAGGACUCGAAUGAUAGACAAAAAUAUGCUUCUUUAACGGGACACAACGGUGCCAUUGGAGAAAAUAUGAAAUCUUCGUUAGAUGCAGGCAGUUCUCCAUACACAAAAUAUGAGAAGGAGGAGCCUGAACUUAGAGGACCAAUAAAGGAUGUUUCUCAGUACAGAGAAUAUGUUAAGGAAUAUCAAGUCAAGUACGAGACAUAUAGGUCCUUGAACAAAAUCCUGGAGUCAUACAGGGAGGAUUUUAGUAAACUUGGGAAAGAUCUCAAGGCUUGCAAAGGCACAGAUAUGAAGAGAUAUAGCGACAUAUUGGAGCAGAUAAAAUCAUCAUUUUUAGAAUGCGGCGAGAGGCACAAACGGCUGAAGAAAAUAUUUGUCGUGCUGUACGAAGAAUUAAAGCAUUUGAAAGAGAUGAUUAAAGACUAUGCUUCCGCGUAUCAGAAAGGCUGAUGGAUCGAUCAUUUACCAAUUGCCCUUUCCAAUUCCAAAGCAACACAAAACACAUGGAAAUCAAAUUUGUCGCCAAGGAUUGAUGCUAAUGUCUGUGUGCGGGCAUCGAAGAUUGAGAUAGCUCCAUCCUGUUGCAGGUAACCCACCCUACAACCUGGAACUGAGGCUGUGAACGUGUGUGUGUAUAUAUAUUAUAUAUAUAUAUAUGGUUUUUUUGGAGAGAUAGAGAACUUGUGUGUAUAGCAUAUGAAUAUAUAUCUAUGUAGUUGUGGUCUGGUGUGACUAUCUGUAAUGCAGCAGUAUCAUUUUCUUAUGCUUCUUGUGCUACAUUGCAGCGUA
Molecule: messenger RNA, 3810 nt
Organism: Andrographis paniculata
Lineage: Eukaryota; Viridiplantae; Streptophyta; Magnoliopsida; Lamiales; Acanthaceae
Exons: 12
Coding region: 139-3471 (1110 amino acids)
Source: RefSeq, a predicted model, not a curated record